Molecule: messenger RNA, 2420 nt
Organism: Pogona vitticeps (central bearded dragon)
Lineage: Eukaryota; Metazoa; Chordata; Lepidosauria; Squamata; Agamidae
Gene: GDF6
Product: growth differentiation factor 6
Biological process (GO): BMP signaling pathway
Cellular component (GO): extracellular region
Molecular function (GO): growth factor activity; cytokine activity
Source: RefSeq, a predicted model, not a curated record
UGCGCGCUGGUGCGAGCGAGCGAGGAGGAGUCUGCGCGGAGCGGGCGCUGGGCUCCGGGGCAACGGCGGCUGGCUCGCUCGCUCGCUAUGAAUGCUGUCCGGGCUCUGCUCUCCGCCGUGUUCCUCGCCUGCUUCUUCUGGGGGGAUCUGCCCUGUUGCCAGCAGGCCACCAUCCCCCCUGCCGCCGCCGCCGCCGCCCCCGCGCCGCAUCCCCGGGAGUCUGCCAAGGCCGGCAUGAGGACCCGCCGGGAGAGCAAAGCGCCCCGAUUGCCUCGAGACGCCGCUCGGAAGGGACCCCCAGCUGCCGCCGCCGCCGCCCAGCCCCGGGUGGAACCCCACGAGUACAUGCUCUCCCUCUACCGGACCUACUCCAUCGCCGAGAAACUGGGCAUCAACGCCAGCUUCUUCCAGUCUUCCAAAGCCGCCAACACCAUCACCAGCUUUGUCGACCGGGGGCGAGACGAUCUUUCGCCCAGCGCUUUAAGGAGACAGAAGUAUUUGUUUGAUGUAUCGACUCUCGCAGACAAAGAGGAGCUGGUGGGAGCCGAACUGCGCCUCUUUCGCAAAGCCCCUGGCGAUCAUUUCUCCAAGGCUCAGACAGGCCUGGCCCAUUUGCAGGUCUCGCCCUGCCUUUCGGGCCGCCUCCUGGACUCCAAGGCUCUGGACUUGCAGAAGGAGGCGUCAUCCCGAGCCGAUGGCGACUGGGAGGUAUUUGAUGUGUGGCAGGCUUUGCAGCCUCGCCAGCCACGGAAGCAACAGCAGCAGCAGCAACUUUGCCUGGAGCUGCGGGCCGUCGGGGGGACUCGAACUCACGGGCCCGGGCAGAUGCUGGACUUGCGCAGUCUGGGCCUGGGACGGGGCGCGCGGCCGCAGCAGGAGAAAGCGCUGCUGGUGGUUUUCACCCGCUCGAGGCUGAAGAAUCUUUUCGCAGAGCUUCGCCAAGAAAGGGAGAACCAGCCGGGCCACCCGAGCGCGCAUGCGCUCUCCCGGGCACCGGCGGCCCACGGCCACCUGCGCUUCCAGAGCCGCCGGACGAGGCGCACGGCUUACAACAACCGGCACGGCAAGCGGCACGGCAAGAAAGCCCGGCUCCGGUGCAGCAAAAAAGCCCUGCACGUCAACUUCAAGGAGCUGGGCUGGGACGACUGGAUUAUCGCGCCUUUAGAGUACGAGGCCUACCACUGCGAGGGCGUGUGUGACUUUCCGCUGCGCUCCCACCUCGAGCCCACCAACCACGCCAUCAUCCAGACCCUCAUGAACUCCAUGGACCCGGGCUCCACGCCGCCCAGCUGCUGCGUGCCCACCAAGCUGACCCCCAUCAGCAUCCUUUACACCGACGCCGGCAACAACGUCGUCUACAAGCAGUACGAGGACAUGGUCGUCGAGUCGUGCGGGUGCAGGUAGCCCCGCGCCUCUCCGUCUCCCCCUGGAGGGGAAGAUUUAGAAAAAGACGACGACGAAGAAGAAAGCAGCAGCAGCAGGCAUCAAGGCGGGAGGGCGCGCACGCGCGCGCGGGGGGGAAAGCCGCAAUAGACUCGCGAGGGCUGGCCCUGCAGAGAACAAGCGGGAAGGGAGGAAGGAGUGAGCCGAGAAAGAGCGCGAGCGCGAGGGAGGCACGCGACCUGCACCGACGCGCGCGCGCGCGCCCCAAGGGAGCCCUGCAAAGGGAAAAAAAAAGAUUUAUGGGCGCGCGCCUUUGUCAGUUCCCUCGCGCGCACACCCCGCGCUGCGCCUUUCGGAGGGAACCGCGUGGGAAGGUGUGUGAGCCUGCCUUCUAGAACUGCGCGUGCGCGCUCCCGCCCUCCUGGGGGGGGGAGGAGGGCUUUCAGCCUUAUAAGGUUGAGCUUCUUUUCGGGCGACGAUUAGAGUGUUUGGGGUCCGCCGCGCCGGCGAGGCUUCCCGCCCCUCUGGAAAUGUCUGGAGAGGGAGGACAGAGGGACCUGGGGGCCGAUGCCCUUGCUUGGCUUGUCUGUUAGGCGGGACUGGGGCGCGAUCAUGGAUGGCCUCUGGCUUUAGGAAGAGAAAGAACCCCCAGGCAGGCUCCGGACGGUGGCAGGGCAGGGUGGGUGGAAGAUUCACUUGAGGGUCCCGCUCACUUUCCCUUCUCCGUUUGGCAGAUAAGAGGUGCUUACUCAGAGGAAGGCAGUAAAAGGUCGCUCCGGAAAGCCCUUCCAUAUCGAUCGGAAUCGGUAGGUCUCCUCCGAUCAGAACGGCCAGAAACAGGAAAGGCCGGCCGAGUGUGUUCGCUUUUAUGAGUUACCUUUACGGUGGCUUGUGUACAUUUCCCAUGGCAUACCAUAGCAUGUGCUUUGUUUUUUUUUUAAUUAGGCUGCCUUCCACCUUCCGUCCUGCACUGAUUUUCCAAGGAAGCUGUUAGAUUGUGGCAGCAAGAGCAACAAAGGAUCUUGGGGGACAUUAAA